This is a messenger RNA of Dinoponera quadriceps, 2380 nucleotides long. Its product is annotated as coronin-2B-like. Gene Ontology annotation, biological process: actin filament organization. The coding region runs from base 514 to 2250 and encodes 578 amino acids. Gene Ontology annotation, molecular function: actin filament binding. The record is from RefSeq and is a predicted model, not a curated record. The transcript is spliced from 10 exons. Lineage: Eukaryota; Metazoa; Arthropoda; Insecta; Hymenoptera; Formicidae.
GCUUAGAUAGUCCUUAGUUGAAAACGGGAAGUCUUAUUAAUAUAUAGUGCACGCACAGUAGGUGAUAAGAGGACUCGAAAUUCGUGACGUUUGCCCAGAUAGGCUAUCAGUGACCAACUCAGCGGACAGGCGAGUUCUAUACAAAUAUUUCAGAUACAUUUUUUUUUUAUCAUUUUGAAUUUUUUUUUUUUUUUUUUUAAGAAAAUGCACGUAACACGUUUGAGUGAAUGAGUGUAUGUAUGUGCGCGCCGAACGAUUAGAAACAUCACAUGAUGUUCCAACGACUCGAAUGUGGGUACACCACGUCGUAUGUACUACCAAGCACGGUGGUUGCUCGCUUUUGUCAGUAGAGACGGAACAUCCGACGCGAACGAACGUUCGCGAGGCGACGUAAUCUCUAAGCGCGUCGUGAGAGAACGAUCUGUGUAGUUGCGAUAUACCCACUUCUGUGUCUUUUCGUGUCUCUCUCUUUCUCCCCCUCCCCUCCUUACCCCGUGAACCUCCCGCACAUGCAUGGGCCCCGGCUUGUCGAUUACCACGUCCUCGUGCACUGGCGACGAUCGUCUCACCACCGCGCACGUGUACUCGUCGACUGUCUCGGACGGUAGAUCCUGGUUAACGUCAGACAUGACCAACGAUAAACAAUCGUGGUUUCGCGGUGUCCGAAGCAGCAAAUUUCGGCACGUUUACGGCGUGCCGGCCAAGAGGGAGAAAUGCUACGAUAACAUCAAGAUCACGAAGAAUGCCCACGAUUCGCAAUUCUGCGCGGUAAACCCGAAAUUUCUGGCUGUCGUGACGGAGGUUGCAGGUGGCGGAGCAUUCCUGGUGUUACCGUUGGAUCGCACCGGGCGCCUCGACUUCAACGCGAGUCGAGUGACCGGCCAUACCGGCCCCGUUUUGGACAUCAAGUGGAAUCCAUUCAACGACAACAUCAUCGCGUCCUGUUCCGAUGACUGUACGAUCAAGUUGUGGCAUAUACCCGACGGCGGACUGUCGAGGAAUUUGACCGAAUGGCUGGUGGAGUUGCAAGGGCACAAGCGACGUGUCGCUUACAUCGAAUGGCAUCCGGUAGCUGAGAACGUGCUGUUCAGCGCUGGCUUCGAUCAUCUCGUUAUCGUAUGGGAUAUAAACAGGUGCGAAGCGGUGAGCGUGAUCGACAGGCAUCCCGAUGUCAUCUACAGCAUAUCGCUGAACCGCGACGGCAGCUUAUUGGCGACCACUUGCAAGGAUAAAAAAUUGCGGGUCUUCGAACCGAGGUCCGGUAUCGUUGUUUCGGAAGGGGUUUGUCAUGCCGGCACCAAGGCCAGCAAAGUGGUAUUCCUUGGUAGCUCCGGACGUCUUUUAACUACUGGAUUUAGCAGACAUUCGGACCGACAAUACGCGAUAUGGAGUCAACACGACUUGACCGUUCCACUGACGUGCGAAACCAUCGAUUCAUCGAGUGGAGUGGUCUUCCCAUUUUACGAUAACGAUACGAAUAUGGUGUUUCUAGCCGGGAAGGGUGACGGUAAUAUUCGUUACUACGAAGCAGCCAAUGAAGCUCCUUGGAUGCAUUACCUCAGUCAAUUUAUAUCUGGAAAUCCUCAGAGAGGAUUGGGAAUGAUGCCAAAAAGAGGGAUCCACACUUCUAUCUGUGAGGUGUUUAGAUUUUACAAGCUGCACGCCACCCGCGGGAUGUGCGAGCCAAUCUCGAUGAUAGUGCCCAGAAAGAGCGAUCAAUUCCAAGAAGAUCUUUACCCCGAUACCAUUGGCACGUGCCCCGCGCUAUCCGCUAGAGAUUGGAUCAGCGGCAUGAACAGUCCACCGGUCUUGAUCUCCCUUAAAACAGGUGGUAGCAUCUCUACGCAUAAGCCGCGAGUAUACAAGCCACCACAAUUGCCUCCAACUACCGAUCUGAAUAACAAGAAGAAAUUCGCCUUCCUGUCCACGGAAACCAUACCGGACUAUAGACCGGUGGAGCUGCACGAUAUGUCGGAGAAAAGUCAGAAAACGUCUAGUAAUCAAAGCACUAAAUUUCAGCAGCUUCAGCAAAAGUUUGGGAACGUUGCUAUGCAAAAAAACAUCAUAUCGUCUCCGCUCAACGACAACAAGGUUAUGGAGACUGUCGAUGUCCCGAACAACGAGGCGGAACUUCGAUUGGCAUUCGCUCGUCAAACCGAUGAAUUGAGGCUCGUACGACGGCAACUUGCCAAUAGUCAACUGCGCGUUAAAGAGUUAGAGGACCAAGUAAGAAAAUUACAGCGCCAAUAAAACUUGCGACUAAUAUUUCGCUUCGAUCUCGGCUUCGAGCAAAAUUCUUGCAGCUUUACCACCGAAAUGUGAUUAGCGAUUGGUACUUAAUAUUCAUAUUUAUGCACUAAUUAACGAUGAUAAAGGGAGA